This is a messenger RNA of Phodopus roborovskii (desert hamster), 799 nucleotides long. RefSeq names its product NCBP2 antisense 2 (head to head) (gene Ncbp2as2). NCBI's taxonomy places the organism in Eukaryota, Metazoa, Chordata, Mammalia, Rodentia, Cricetidae. The transcript has a single exon. The record is from RefSeq and is a predicted model, not a curated record. Bases 81 to 380 code for a protein of 99 amino acids.
GGCGCCGGCUUGUCCGCCGUCGGGCGUGGCCUCUCGGAAGGUGAGUGAGGCGUGCCCCAUUCUCGGGCGCUCGGAGAACCAUGAUUUUCCGGCGGCUGCUGGCAGCCCUGCUGCACAACCCGCAGCUGGUGGAGCGGCUGUCCGAGUCGCGGCCUAUCCGGCGGGCGGCACAACUCACGGCCUUCGCGCUGCUGCAGCUGCAACUGCGCGGCCACGGCGCGGUCCGCCGUCUGCGCGCCCUCGCGGAUCAGCCCUUAGGCUCCUUAGGUCGCCGCGCCGCCCGGUUCAAAGACACCUUCACCCAGGAACUCCGCCGCGGCCUCCGGGACCGACCAGGCUCACCCCCAGGCCAUCAGAAGGGCCCGGGCGCCAACGCAUAACCACAGACUGGACUCUCCCGGGCCUAGGUCACGUCCCCCAUUCCAGUGAUCUACACCGACCUUAGCAUUCAUGAGUCAUCUCUGGCACGAUGCACGGCUUCUAAUCCUAAUCCUGACGCGGAUUGUCAACAUGCAGAUGCCUAAGGUCAAAUGGACACGUGCGUGGUAGUCCUGUAACUAGGCAGGACAUAAAGACUCCGAAGGCCACCAGAGAUAAGAAUCUCUACCAAAACAUAACUUGACUGAGAACCAUGGACAACCAACCAGGAAGCCUGCCUCCUACAAGCGGGACUGAAGCGGGAUAAAUGCUUCUGCAUCUGCCCUGGUGCAGGAGAAUACCAGGGGAGAUGAUGGAUGGGGUGACAACCCGAGGUUGCCAAAUUCUGAUUAAAUGUGUAAGCUGAUCGAUAAGUCUGAAG